AACAAAGGCUUAAUCAAGCUGCCAAGCUAUUUAAAGAAGCAGCUGAUGACGGUGAUAUGACAAUUUCUCAAUAUUAUUAUGCAGCAUGUUUAUAUAACGGUCUUGGAGUGGAAAGAGAUUUAAAAUCUGCUUUCGAAUAUUUUUGUAAAGCAGCUCAUAAAGGCGAUGCAAACUCAAUGUUUAAUGUCGGAAAUAUGUAUUAUGAGGGCGUGGGCGUCGAAAAGAAUGUUAAAGAAGGUAUUCAUUGGAUUAAAAUGGCUGCUUAUAACGAACUUUCUUCGGCCGUGAAAUUUUGUGAAGAAAAGAAUAUCCCACUUUGA
Racocetra fulgida is the source of this 320-nucleotide messenger RNA. The record is from the annotation of a GenBank genome assembly. Lineage: Eukaryota; Fungi; Glomeromycota; Glomeromycetes; Diversisporales; Gigasporaceae.